Messenger RNA from Pelobates fuscus (common spadefoot toad), 1750 nucleotides. RefSeq names its product bystin like (gene BYSL). Lineage: Eukaryota; Metazoa; Chordata; Amphibia; Anura; Pelobatidae. Gene Ontology annotation, biological process: rRNA processing. The transcript has 7 exons. The record is from RefSeq and is a predicted model, not a curated record. Gene Ontology annotation, molecular function: snoRNA binding. Bases 97 to 1404 code for a protein of 435 amino acids. Gene Ontology annotation, cellular component: cytoplasm; preribosome, small subunit precursor; nucleolus.
ACUUUGGUUUGACGGCUGCUUGAACGUCAUCAAAAUGAGACUGUCUGGUCCUGCGUCUGCCUGUUACGCGAAGCCCAGCACGUGUUUGUAUACAGCAUGCCCAAGCACCGCAGUUCCCGGGGAGCUGCUCCCCGCCAGCUGCCUCUGGCCGAGCAGAUCCUACAGGAAGGAGCCGUGAAGCCGAUAUCUCGGGGUAAAAAGCGGGGGCAGGUCGCAGGGGGCGCGGAGGAUGACGGUUAUGUGGAUGAAAAGUUAUCCAGGAGGAUCCUGGAACAAGCACGGAUCCAGCAGGAAGAGCUGGAGGCAGAGCAUGGCCCUGGACAUGGGGCUCCCAAGGAGAGGACUACCGUGCUGGAUCCUAAAAGAAAAGCGGAGGGUUCAGACUCUGAGGAUGAUGAAUGGCCAUCCCUUGACAAAGCAGCAUCCCUGGACACCGGGAGUUUCAGUGAAGACGUGGAGGUGAACCCUGAGGAUGAAGCGGCCAUUGAGAUGUUCAUGAACAAGAACCCACCAAUGAGACGAACUCUUGCUGAUAUAAUCAUGGAGAAAAUAACAGAAAAGCAAACUGAAGUGGACACAAUGAUGUCAGAAGUCUCUGGCCGUCCUAUGCCACAGUUAGACCCUAGGGUGUUAGAAGUGUAUAAAGGAGUGAAAGAGGUCCUGUCAUCAUAUCGUAGUGGAAAACUCCCCAAGGCUUUCAAGAUUGUCCCUGCUCUUUCUAAUUGGGAGCAGAUUCUGUAUAUAACUGAACCAGAAACUUGGACUGCAGCAGCCAUGUACCAGGCCACCAGGAUCUUCUCUUCCAACUUGACAGAGAGAAUGGCUCAGAGGUUCUAUAACCUGGUCUUGCUUCCUCGCGUAAGGGAUGACAUUGCUGAAUAUAAGCGCCUCAAUUUCCACCUCUACAUGGCCCUCAAAAAGGCUCUUUUUAAACCCGGUGCCUGGUUUAAAGGUAUCCUAAUUCCACUCUGUGAAUCUGGGACAUGCACACUGCGAGAAGCUGUGAUCAUUGGGAGUAUCCUCACCAAAUGCUCCAUCCCUGUCCUACAUUCAAGUGCGGCUAUGCUGAAGAUUGCAGAAAUGGAAUAUAAUGGAGCGAACAGUAUCUUCUUGCGUUUGUUGAUUGAUAAGAAGUAUGCUCUUCCUUUCCGUGUUUUGGAUGCUCUAGUUUUUCACUUUCUUGCUUUCCGUUCAGACAGGAGGGAACUGCCAGUGCUAUGGCAUCAGUGUCUUCUCACGUUGUGCCAGCGAUACAAAGAAGACUUGUCCUCUGAGCAAAAGGAGACCUUGCUAGAGCUACUGCGCAUUCACUCACAUCAUUCGAUAUCGAAUGAGAUCCGCCGAGAGCUUGCAAACUCAAAGUGCCGAGAUGUAGAAGGGGUUGCACCCAUGGGCUUUGACUGAGACUGUUCAGUACUAGCUGGCAGAGCGUGUGAAUGCAAAUGAUAAAGCUUUAAUGACUUCUGAAAUUCAGUUAGAGGUCACUGACUGUUUGCAGUAUGUGUUUUCUGGUCGAAGAGUUGUAAUGGUGCAAAAGAUUAUUUAUUUAUUAUACCUUUUAUUCAUCUUAGAAUUUUGGGUGAUGAGAUCACAUUCUCUGGACAGAUUUAAUUCACAUGUCUAAAAUGUAUAGUCCAUGUCAACCUAUAGAUAAAGUAAUGUGCUCCUUUUGAGCAUGGUCCUUGAUCUAAUUAUGUAUAAAUACUUUUACCAUCUAUGGCAAGUUUGAACUUUCCAUGCAUUAAAAAAA